This is a messenger RNA of Anoplophora glabripennis (Asian longhorned beetle), 2153 nucleotides long. It is a transcript of the gene Hsc70-2, whose product is annotated as heat shock 70 kDa protein cognate 2. Gene Ontology annotation, biological process: cellular response to unfolded protein; protein refolding. NCBI's taxonomy places the organism in Eukaryota, Metazoa, Arthropoda, Insecta, Coleoptera, Cerambycidae. Bases 125 to 2005 code for a protein of 626 amino acids. The record is from RefSeq and is a predicted model, not a curated record. The transcript is spliced from 4 exons. Gene Ontology annotation, cellular component: cytoplasm. Gene Ontology annotation, molecular function: ATP binding; ATP-dependent protein folding chaperone; heat shock protein binding.
GGUGGGAGUUCCAGUGUUCUAUAGAUAUAAGCUGUACGUUUACUGAAAAUUAAUUCCACACAUUUCAGACGAGUAGAACGUGAAUUUCAGUAUUAUAGUUGUAAUACCGUAGUUUUAAGUUGAGAUGGGUAAGGUAGCGGCCAUCGGCAUCGACUUGGGCACCACCUACUCCUGCGUGGGUGUGUGGCAACACGGCAAGGUGGAGAUCAUCGCCAACGACCAGGGCAACAGGACAACCCCCAGCUAUGUGGCGUUUACGGAUACGGAGAGGCUUAUCGGGGAUGCCGCCAAGAGCCAGGUGGCGAUGAACCCCAAGAAUACCGUCUUCGAUGCCAAAAGACUGAUCGGCCGUCGCUUCGACGACACUAAAAUCCAAGAAGACAUGAAGCACUGGACCUUCCAAGUGGUCAACGACGGCGGUAAGCCAAAAAUCCAGGUGGAGUACAAGGGGGAGAUAAAAAAGUUCGCCCCUGAGGAAAUCAGCUCCAUGGUGCUGUCGAAGAUGAAGGAAAUAGCGGAGACUUACCUUGGAGGCAAGGUGACUGAUGCCGUGAUCACAGUUCCAGCUUACUUCAACGACUCCCAAAGGCAAGCGACCAAAGACGCUGGUGCUAUCGCAGGAUUGAACGUUUUGAGGAUUAUCAACGAACCAACAGCGGCUGCUUUGGCUUAUGGGUUGGAUAAGAAUCUCAAAGGGGAGAAAAACGUGCUUAUCUUCGAUCUUGGUGGUGGAACUUUCGAUGUGUCUAUCCUUGCUAUCGACGAGGGGUCGCUGUUUGAAGUCAAAUCGACUGCUGGUGACACACAUUUGGGUGGUGAGGAUUUCGACAACCGCCUGGUGAACCACUUCGUGGAAGAGUUCAAGAGGAAGUUCAAGAAAGACCUUAGCAACAACACAAGGGCUCUGCGUAGGUUGAGGACGGCUUGCGAGAGAGCGAAACGUACUUUAUCAUCCAGCACCGAAGCGAGUCUAGAGAUAGACGCCUUACACGACGGCGUUGACUUCUACUCGAAGGUGACGAGGGCCAGGUUCGAGGAACUUUGCAUGGACAUGUUCAGAUCCACUUUACAACCAGUAGAGAAAGCCUUGGCUGACGCUAAGUUGGACAAGGGCGCCAUUCACGACGUUGUCCUUGUCGGUGGUUCCACAAGGAUUCCAAAAAUUCAAAAAAUGCUCCAAGACUUCUUCUGUGGAAAGCCUCUUAACUUGUCCAUCAACCCAGACGAAGCCGUCGCCUACGGCGCGGCUGUCCAAGCUGCCAUUCUAAGCGGGGACACCAGUUCUCAAAUUCAAGACGUCCUCUUAGUCGACGUGGCACCUCUUUCUCUUGGCAUUGAGACAGCUGGUGGUGUCAUGACGAAGAUAGUGGAAAGGAACUCUAGGAUACCCUGCAAACAGCAACAAACCUUCACCACCUACGCUGACAACCAAAGCGCAGUUACUAUUCAAGUGUUCGAAGGUGAAAGAGCGAUGACCAAGGACAAUAACCUAUUGGGCACUUUCAAUCUCAAUGGCAUACCUCCCGCACCUAGAGGCGUUCCCAAGAUUGAAGUUACGUUCGAUCUGGACGCCAACGGCAUCCUUAAUGUUUCUGCUAAAGACUCCAGCACGGGCAAAUCUGAGAAAAUCACCAUAACCAAUGAUAAGGGCAGGUUGUCCAAAGCCGACAUCGAUCGCAUGUUAGCGGAAGCUGAGAAAUAUGCUGCUGAAGACGACAAGCAGAGACAGAGGAUCCUGGCUAGGAACCAGUUGGAAGGAUACAUUUUCAACGCUAAACAGGCCGUUGAAGAUGCUCCCGCGGAAAAACUGACCGAAGACGACAAGAAGGUGGUGCAAGACAAGUGCUCUGCUGCCUUGUCUUGGUUAGAUGCGAACCAGCUGGCGGAGAAAGAUGAGUUUGAGGACAAACUGAAAGAAUUACAGCAAGAAUGCCAACCCAUCAUGAUGAAACUGCAUCAGGGAGCUCAAGGUGCUAAGGGACCAACAGUUGAAGAAGUAGAUUAGAUUAGGUACAGAACCAAGGUUAGACGAAUAUACUUUUGUUUUAAUUUUUUGGUAGGGGAAACAUGUUGGAUACAUUCUUGAAACUUUCUUACUAUAAAAGAAUUGUUAUUUAUUUAUUUAUUGCACAAUAAAGGUGUACAUUUGCAAA